CCCAGACCAUGUUUGAGAUGAUCAGUGGAUACGGGGUGUGGCAUCGCCGAUAUUUUGUUCUGAUGGGAUGCACCAUGUCCUACUGGAACCACCCCAAUGACAGAGAAUCUAAGGAUGCAGAGGGCAGCAUUUCUCUGUCCAGCUCCAGCAGUCAGUGUGUGCGGCCUGUGAAGAGGGACUCGUGUGCGCGACCGUUCACCUUCGAGCUGGUGAGCGGCGUCCCACAGCAGCAGGACGCCGUCCGGGACACCUUUGCCAAGCGUUGGUUUUCAGCCGACUCCAAAGAGGAGAGGCUGGACUGGAUGGAGCAGCUCAAUCAGGCUCUUUUGGACUUUCACACUUGGAACCGAACAUCAGGAACCCAAAGUCAGCAGUCCAACACGUGCAGCGGUGGGAACCUGAGGGAGAGCAUCCUGUAACUACAUCACGGAAACACCAGAUCCCUGCUGCCCAGGCUCCAUGGAAACACAGGGUUGUGUAUGUGUGUCAGGUAGAUGAGCUGGGAUCAGGGUUUACAUUAUUGUUGGAGAGCUGCAGGAGGUGAGCUUCUCUUCACAGUUGAAAUGAAACUGAUGAAUCAUAAACAAAUCAAAACCCUUCUGUAUCUCAUAUAGAAAAUGUUAGGAGAUUACUUUGAUUUUCAUACUAUUUCUUUUAAUCUGAAUCCAAUUAAAGCUGUUGGUUUACACUUUUAUUUGCUAAGCUACAGUUGGCCGUUCUAAUAUUAUUUGUUGUUCAUGAUUUUGAGGAAAGAGCUGCUUCUGUUGGCAAUACUAAUUGGUCACUUUCAGUAGCAAAGGUAAAGCUUCUUGUAGCGAAUGUAUUUUUGAGAUAAUUUACAUUGUAUUUGCAUUGUUAAACUGGAAGGAUAAACAAAGAUAUAUAUAUAUAUAUAUAUAUAUAUAUAUAUAGUGACACUAACAAAUAUACAAUGAAAGGGUCAGUACUGGCAUCUUGGGGCCAUUUGUCUGCAGUGUUCUCUCAUAUCCAAUAUAUAAUUUUCCGUUACUGCACAUAAAACACAUUUAUUUGCAUAUUAAAACCUGUUUUAUAUUUUUACAACAGUGGAUGAGAGGUGUGGUGAGGUAAGAAGGGACUGUAGUGAUGCUGCUGCAAUGAAUGUAAUCUGUUCUGUCUGUCCUUUCCAUGUGUUUACACCUAUCAGUCUGUCCCUUUUGUUAUAAAUGUUAUUCAUGUGAACUGUCAUUCUAUGCACUUAAUGGAAGGUCCCAAUAAAGUAAUGGAUUGAAAUGGCUA
This is a messenger RNA of Notothenia coriiceps (black rockcod), 1257 nucleotides long. Its product is annotated as actin-binding protein anillin-like. Bases 9 to 419 code for a protein of 136 amino acids. Lineage: Eukaryota; Metazoa; Chordata; Actinopteri; Perciformes; Nototheniidae. Gene Ontology annotation, biological process: mitotic cytokinesis; septin ring organization; actomyosin contractile ring assembly. The transcript is spliced from 3 exons. The record is from RefSeq and is a predicted model, not a curated record. Gene Ontology annotation, cellular component: actomyosin contractile ring.